This is a messenger RNA of Prorocentrum cordatum, 853 nucleotides long. The record is from the annotation of a GenBank genome assembly. NCBI's taxonomy places the organism in Eukaryota, Dinophyceae, Prorocentrales, Prorocentraceae.
AGGUCGGCGUGGGCGACGGCGCGCUGACAGAGGCGCUGCUAGCGCGCCCCGGCUGCGAGCGGGUGGUCGGCUUCGAGAUCGAUGGCGACAUGCUGCAGGCCGCCCUGCGCCGCGGCGCUCUCGUGCGCGCCGGCGUCGCGGCGAGGCUGCUGCCGCCCGGGGCGGCGGGGUGGGCGCGCCGAGAGUGGGCGGAGGCGCUGGCCGCGCUGCCGGCGGGCGCGCGCUGCGCGCUGCUCCAUGGAGACGUGCUGUCGUGCGCCUCCGUCCCUGGGGAGUGUCAGGUGGUGGCUGGAAACAUCCCCUACCGCAUCUCGACCGCCAUCGUCUGCCGCCUGCUUCUCCAGGUCCCGCCCCUCCGGCGCAUCGUGCUGCUGGUCCAGGCCGAGUUUGCCCGCAGGCUCCUGGCAGCGCCCGGCAGCAUGAAGUACGGGAGAGUCUCGGCGCUGGCGGCCUGUCUCUGCGGCAGCCGCAGGCUGGUUGAGGGGGCGGUCCCAGCGCAGCUCUUCUCGGGCCCAGCGCCGAAGGUGGACUCGGCCGUGGUUUCGCUGGAGCCGCUCCCGGGCGGGUGCCGCAGCGAAGGAGGUUCUGCCGUCCACCCUGCCGUGCUGGAGCGGCUGCUGCGCGGGCUCCUGGAUGGCGCGCGAGGUCCAGCGCGCGGGCUCGGCGCGGAGGAGAUGCUUGCGCAGAGCGAGGAGCCGCUCGGGCUGCCCGGCGGCUGGCGCUCCGCCGUGGCCGCCAGCGGCGUCGGGGCGGCGCCGGUGAUCUCGCUUGCGCCCGAGCAGCUGGCGGGGCUCGCGGCGCGGUUGCAGUCGCUGGGGUGGUCGGCCCAGGGCCCCGGCGCGCCAGUGAGGAA